Molecule: messenger RNA, 369 nt
Organism: Rhodotorula graminis WP1
Lineage: Eukaryota; Fungi; Basidiomycota; Microbotryomycetes; Sporidiobolales; Sporidiobolaceae
Exons: 4
Cellular component (GO): nucleus; cytoplasm
Molecular function (GO): protein binding
Source: RefSeq, a predicted model, not a curated record
AGACACUACGCCGCCUCGAAAGGCCACGUCUCGAUUGGCCGCCUCUUGAUCGAGCGAGGCGCAGACAUCAACACGCGUGACAAGGCCAACCAGCUUCCCUUGCACCGCGCCGCAACGACCGGCACCCUCCCCUUUGUGCACCUCAUCCUCGCGUCUCGCUCGCCGACAAAGCCCGAGAAGCCGCGCGUCAACCUCUCGGACCGCGCCGGCCACACGCCUUUGCACCUCGCCGUCGAGUCGGGCCACGCCGAGGUCGCCGUCGCGCUCGUCGAGGCGGGCGCCGACCGCGACAAGGGCGACGCGGAUGGGAUCCGGCCCGAGGACAUGGACGGCGUCGGCGGGACCGAGGCCAAGAAGGUGCGCGAGUAC